Molecule: messenger RNA, 478 nt
Organism: Didymodactylos carnosus
Lineage: Eukaryota; Metazoa; Rotifera; Eurotatoria; Philodinida; Philodinidae
Source: the annotation of a GenBank genome assembly
GAAUUUUUCACCAUCUGCCAAUACAAUUGGCAUUUAUUAUGAUGAUCCUAAUAGUGUGAGUUUUUUUCUCUACGAAUAAGUUUGAAUUAGUAAAUGCCAUAGUUGAUAGUAUUUUUAGGUUUCAUCUGAGUCGUGUCGUUUUAUUGUUGGUGCUGUUUUGGGAAAAAAUCAGGAAUCUGCUGAUGAAGAUCUAAUGAAGCGUAUGAUAGCAGAAGAAUACAAAACAUUUCAAUUACCAAAGUCUGUUCAAUCGGUUUAUACAGCAUUUCCUUGUGAAAGUGUAUUUUCAAUUUAUAUUGCUAUUCAUCGAGUAUAUAGACAUCUUUCAUCAUUUAUUCAGACAAAAAAAUUGCAAGCGUAUCCAUUUGUGGAGUAUUAUGAACCAACAUUAAUUCAUUUUUAUGCACCAUUGAGUAAUCAUGAUGCGUACAAUGUUCCAGACCUCAAACUAGUCGAACAAACAAACAAAACAGAUUAA